This is a messenger RNA of Hippopotamus amphibius kiboko, 8161 nucleotides long. RefSeq names its product polycystin family receptor for egg jelly (gene PKDREJ). Gene Ontology annotation, cellular component: membrane. The transcript has a single exon. NCBI's taxonomy places the organism in Eukaryota, Metazoa, Chordata, Mammalia, Artiodactyla, Hippopotamidae. The record is from RefSeq and is a predicted model, not a curated record. The coding region runs from base 4 to 6936 and encodes 2310 amino acids. Gene Ontology annotation, molecular function: calcium ion binding; protein binding; calcium channel activity. Gene Ontology annotation, biological process: detection of mechanical stimulus.
CCCAUGCGGCCUGGGCCCGCGCUCCUCCUCCUGGGCCUGGGCCUCGGCCUGGGCCUGGGCUGCGGGCCUGGCCGCCCCCCUCCGACCCCGGCUCCUCGCGGGGCCCGCGCCGCCGUCCCCGGGGCGCCCGGCUCGCCCCCCGGCGACCUCCUCGGCCCGGGGCCCGCCUCGGCCCGCCGCGCCCCGCCCGAGGCCCGGGGCCGCCGCGUCCCGGCGCGGGGCCAGGCGGCCGCGCUGCGCUCGGUCAGGGGCCCGGGGCUGCGCGGCGGCGGCGGCGGCGGCGGCGGCGGCGGCGGCGGCGUCCUCAGCGGCGGCCUCAGCCUCAGCCUGAGGCCCCGCGCGGCCCCGGGCGGCGGCGUCGUCCUCAGCGGCGAACGCGGCCUGUGCCUGCCCGGCGGGCGGGGCCCGGGCCCCGCGGCGCGCUGCCUCCGCGCGCACGUCCAGCUGCGCGCCCGCCGCGCCGCCGCUCCCGCCCGCGUGGCCCUGCAGCUGUCGGCGCCCGGCGGCCGGCUCUCCCUGCGCUGGCUCGCCCGCUUGCCGCGCCCGCUCGGGCGCCAGGAGUGGACCUUCCGCCUCGGGCCGCUCGGGCCCACGGCCGCCGCCGCCCGCGUGGCGCCCCGCUCGGCCGGGUCGCCCCGUUCGGCCGCGCCCCGCGGCCCGCGCUCCUACGCGGGCUUCGUGGCCCGAACCGAGUGUCCCACGGACGGGCCCACGCCCGUCGUCUUAGAGGCUGUCAACCCGAACAGGUCCCGGGCCCUGGAGUCCUCCGUGUCCUGUCAGAUAGCCCGCGCGGGGCUCUGCGUGGUGGAUCUGGUGAGGAUCAACAAGAACGACAGUUCUCCCCUGCAGCUGACCCGGAAGAUGGAGGUCAUCGUCAAUGCCACGGUGAAGGUCCGCUGCCCCAUCCAAAGGCUCUUUGGUCAGUACUGGAAGCUCUUUCCCGUGCGCUCUGUAUCUGAUACGCCGGACUGGACCAAGCCUUUGCGAAACCCACCUUUCAAGUCACAGAACACUCCAACAGCUAUAGGCAUCUCUGCGAAGUCUUUAUCUUGGGGGGUGUAUCUGCUUAAUUUCUCAGUGUACAUUGUCACUUCUGAUCCAAAAACACCUCCGCAGAAAGACUCAGAUUCCAUCUAUAUCACCAUUGUUAAAAGUCCCCUGGAGGCCGUCAUUCCUGGGGAUGCCAACAUCACGAUCCGUUUCACAGAUGGGCUGACUCUGAACGGAAGUCUGUCCUCUGAUCCAGACGCGGACAACCCGUUAGAGGGACUUCAUUUCUUUUGGUACUGCACCACAGACCCAAGAAACUACAAUGGGCAUAACAUAACAGUGACAAGCAAGGCAGUCUGUCUCCCAGAACAGGUGCAUCUCAAGUGGACGUGGGCCUCUGGUCCUGUACUCACACUUUUGCCGGAAACACUUCAAGGCGGCCGUGUGUAUUUUUUCAGACUGGUGGUCAAGAAGAAAGACAGAACAGCAUUUUCUGAUAGAACGGUGCAUGUGCUCCGAGGACCCGCGCCUGUGGCAAGCAUUUCAUGUAUUGAAAAUUGUGAUCCAGUUUUGGUUAUAUCAGACAGAUUUUCUCUGUCUCUAGAAUGCCCACAUUGUAAAGCAGGCCGUGACGUCUAUCGAUGGUCCAUUGUGUCGUCUUCAGGUGACGAUACUCCAUUUGAUUGGGUGGGGCAGACCACAACAGGGAGAACCGGUGCUUAUUUGUCUAUAAAAGCGUUUGCUUUUCGGCAUUCCAUUGAAGAUAAGUUUUGGAUUUCUCUAAAUCUAGCAACUUGGGGUGGAGCGAGCGUGGUCUUAAGGCAUCCCUUCAUUAUUCACCACGUCCCUGAAACCACAGAGUGCAAAAUUGUUCCAGAUAAAGGAACUGCAUUCAUUACUAAGUUUGUUGUCCAUUGUAGUAGUUUCAAGGAUAAGAACAUCGUUCUUACAUAUAAGAUAAUAGUUUCUGAUGUGCAUGGUUUUGGUGAAAUCAGUUCUUUAAAAGAGAAUAACUUUGGGUCCAUCCUGUAUUUGGGGAAGAAUUACACAUCGCCCCCUUCCUUUCUCCCUGUUGGUGCGUUGGCCAAUCAUUACGCCUUGAAAGUAUAUGCUCAGGUAUAUAAUACCUCUCUGGGGGCUUUUUCUCAGGUGGCUUUGUACGCCACUGUGCAGGCUCCCACUGACGUAAACUCAUCAAAGACUGUGCUGCAGGAGUUGUUCAGUUCCACCACGGGACCCAAUUCAUCACUAUCCACUUUGUUUCAACAGCAGGAUUUUUUACCUGCAGGUUAUUUAAUGUAUAUCGUAGCUUCUGUCUUGAAUAACAUGAAAAGCGACUUAGAUCUGCAAGCUGACAAAAUUAGACUCCGAGAACACCUUUUCAAUCAGUCUUUCAUUCUUCCUAUAAGCACUUUGCUGGAAAUUAGCCAGAUGGUCAUGACUGUUACUAAAUUAACCCAGAAAACCUCUGAGUUGACCUCGGUCGGUCAGAAACUGGCCACGGUGAGGAUUUGGCAAGCAAGCCAAGCCCUCCAAGAGUGUCACCAGAGAGAUAAGCACAUUUCUUCUGAGCAAAUAGAAAGUGUGAGCACUGGAAUAUUAACAAGUUUGUCUAAUAUCCUGAAACUGAUGAGCCGUCACGAAGUGGUCGAAGAGCCCUUCCAUGUCGUCGAGUCCCUAGCAGACACAGUAUUGGCUGUCAAAGUGCCAGAGAAUGAGACCACUGCAAUGAGGACCUCCAACUUUAACAUGUACGUCAAGAAAACAGAAAAGUGGAAUGUUACCAAGUUCUUCAGCGCUGAGAAACACUGUGGAAAUUGUUUUUAUCCAGCCCUAAAUGUAAGCAGCGUUCCUAGUCUGCCUGCCAAUGCUCCAAUUUCUACGAUGUUUUGUGAGUUUGCAGAUAACCCUUUCCCUUGGCUAAAUUACGAGGAAAACAUUUUGACUGAGGUGGUUGGAUUCCGAAUGACAGGAACCGAGGCCACUGGUGAUGUGAUCGAGGUCACACCUGAUGUUGUGGAAGUGCACCUCGUCAGAAAAAACUUGAGCUUUGGGACUUUUAACCUCACGGUGGGACCCAGCAAGGAGACUCACAAAGGGGACGAGUCGUUGAGAAAGACGACGGGGGCGUUUAGGUUUGAAGUGGACAGCAGAACAGGGAAGGACGUGUUGGUCCACAUCGUGACGGAAGUGGCCGUGUUGUUCACGGUGUUGGUGUACGCUGGCCGUGAGAUCACACCCACCGCUUUGAUCACCACCUACGUCGUGCCCCGUCACAUCCCUCCAAUUGCCCAAGAGAGUGACCUGUUUGACCCGGAAUGCGCAGUGAAGGAGGCCCGCGUGGUCUGCCUUCCCUCGGCCCUGCUGCAGGCCAUAGCUCAGCGAACCGGCUCCUCUGAGUGUACUGUCGCCAUGGUCCUGCAGGCACCUCGUUUUGUCCUAAAGCCCAAUGACAAGUUAGUGAGGAUUUCUGUUUUCAGCACUCAAUGCUUGGACAUGCAUGGGCUCCAGAUAGAUUGGAGAGAAGAUGCCUGCGUUGUCGGAGAGAAGACCAGCUGGCACAAAGUGCACUGUAUCUGCAAGAACCCAGGGCGGGCCAAGCGGCAGCUGGACGCGAUGAAACUAGCCAACCUUCACCUGAGUACCCACUAUGUGACCGCCAGGGUUAUCGUGGUCCCUAACCCUGUGGAUCUACGAUUAGAGGUCAUCAAGAACAUUACCCAAAACCCUGUGACCCUCUUCACUGUACUUUUCAUUUUGCUCUUGUACAUAGUCCUAGCCUUCUGGGCCUUGCACAGGGAUGAAAUGGACAAGUUUCUUAGGGAGUACGUGAUAGUUCUACCCGAUAACGAUCCCUAUGACAGUGUCUGUUACCUCGUCACUGUUUUUACAGGAAGCCGUUGUGGGUCUGGGACCAGGGCCAAUGUCUUUAUCCAACUGCAGGGAACAGAAAGUAGCAGCGACGUGCAUUGUUUAAGCCAUCCACAGUUUAAAACCCUCUACCGAGGAAGCAUCAGUACUUUCCUCCUAACGACGAAAAGUGACUUGGGGGACGUCCAUUCCAUACGCGUGUGGCACAACAACGAGGGCAAGUCCCCGAGCUGGUAUCUGAGCAGGAUCAAAGUGGAGAAUCUGUUCACCCGGCACAUCUGGCUGUUCAUGUGCCGGGAAUGGCUUUCUGUCGACACCUCUUUGGACAGAACCUUUCACGUGACCCCCCCGGAUAAGCCUCUCAACAGAAUGGAUUUUUUCCUUAUAGAUUUAAGUUAUAAGAUGGGGAGAAGCCACAUGUGGUUCUCUGUUUUCUCUGGUGUCAUCGCUGUGCCGUUCAAUAGGCUCCAGAGACUGUCCUGCUGCCUAGCCAUGUUGCUCUCCUCCCUCCUGUGUAAUAUUAUGUUCUUUAAUCUCAAUAGAGACAGAGAAGGCGAGGCACAAGAGGGGAAGUACCUCAGGUCGAUGAUGAUCGGGAUGGAAAGCGUCUUAAUCACCCUCCCUGUGCAGCUGUUGAUCACGUAUCUGUUCAUCUAUUCCCAGAGGAGACCGCGUGUGACCCUGAGCGAGGUCGCGCCUCGGGAGCAUCCAUCGACACCAGCAGCAAAGGAACACUGGGAAGAACGACUGGAGAAGUGGCACGCUCAGGAAAUGGACAAAGCACGCUCCCGGGAGCCUGAAAAGCCUCCAACUACCAGGAGGCAUCCCGGACUUGCCACGGCUUCCGUCAAGGCCGCCUCUAAAAGACGGCCCCAGCCCAAGCGAGCAGAAAGCAAGGUCUCCCGCACCCAAACUAAAAAUAAAAACACCAAUAACCCAAACGUUGAAGACGAUCAAAGUGUUUCUUCCAGAGAGCAGCCUCCCCAGCCAGGGGCCGCCCUCCUCAGAGAGAAGACUGGGGUGGUUCUGCCGUGGUGCUGCGUUUAUGUCGCGUGGUUCUUGGUGUUCGUCACGUGUAGCGUGUCCUCAUUCUUCAUUGUGUUCUACGGACUGACCUACGGCUAUGAGAAGUCAAUAGAAUGGCUGUUGGCGUCAUUUUGUUGCUUCCUGCAGUCAGUUUUUCUGGUGCAGCCGUGUAAAAUUAUCCUCGUGAGUGGCUACAGAACAAGUAAGCCCAAGUACUGUAAAAACCUUUCUUGGGUCGGCAACUAUCGCUACAGCGAGAUCAAGCUGCACAGCAUCACGAAGAACCCGGAAGAGAUGAGCAGGCGCCAGCAGUACAUCUCCCAGCUGCGAAGCUCGAGGAUGUACCAGCCCCUCACCGAGGAUGAAAUCACAAUAUUCAAAAGGAAGAAGAGGAUCAAGAGACGUGCCUUCCUGUUCCUGAGCUGCAUCCUCACCCACUUCAUCUUUCUGGCCCUCCUGUUGAUCCUGAUCGCCGACCUUCGCCACACAGACAGCUUUUACUAUAACCAGGUCAUCCGCGACCAGUUCUCCGUGGAUCUGGCGUCAGUGACCAGGCUGGAGGACGUCUAUCAGUGGCUGAACCGCGUGCUGCUGCCUCUGCUGCACAACGACCUGCGCCCCACCUUUCUCCCCGACAGCUCCUCUAAGAUCCUUGGCCUGCCACUGAUGAGGCAGGUGAGGGCACGACCUGGAGAGAAGACCUGCCUGCCUGCCAAACACUUCGUGCAGAGCAGCCUCAAAGGAGAGAUUCGCUGUCACCCCGAAUACAGCACCGACCCAGAAGACACAGCAAGGCACCCUGGGUUGUGGAGCAGAGUUAGCAAGCGGGCUGUAGACAAGACUACCAAAGGAUUUACUUAUAAGCCCCAAGAAAAGAGAUGGGUGUACUAUUCCUAUGGGCUGUUACACACCUACGGGUCAGGAGGGUACGUGUUCUAUUUUUUUCCAGAAGAGCAGCAGUUUAACUCCACGCUGAGGCUCAGUGAACUCCAGAGAAGCCACUGGCUGGAUGAGAAGACGUGGGCUGUGAUCUUGGAGCUGACCACGUUUAACCUGGACAUCAAUCUCUUCUGCAGCAUCUCGGUCACCUUUGAGGUCUCACAGUUAGGCGUCGUGAACUCUAGCCUGUCCACACACGCCUUCCCGCUCGCGGAUUUCGACAGGAGCACCUCCGCAGAAAUCUACCUGUACAUGGCCAUCCUCAUCUUUUUCUUCGCCUACGUUGUCGACGAGGUCUACAUCAUCACCCGGGAGAGGGCCGCCUACAUGAAAAGCACGUAUAAUGUGCUCAACUUCAUUUUAAAAUGCAUCUUCGCCGUGCUCAUCGCGCUCUUCCUCAGGAAACACUUCUUGGCCGUCGGCAUCAUUCAGUUUUACCUGUCGCACUCGGAGGAUUUCAUUCCCUUUCACGCAGUGUCUCAGGUCGAUCACACCAUGAGGGUGAUUUUGGGUUUCCUGUUGUUUCUGACCAUCCUGAAGACCCUCAGGUAUUCCAGGUUCUUCUACGACGUGCGUCUCGCUCAGAGGGCCAUCCAGACCGCCCUUCCCGGCAUCUGCCACAUGGCACUUGUGGUAUCCAUGUAUUUCUUUGUCUACAUGGCUUUUGGCUACCUGGUAUUCGGGCAGCACGAGUGGAACUACAGUGACAUGACUCACGCCAUGCAAACAAUAUUCUCCUACUGUGUUUCAGCUUUCCAGAACACGGAAUUUUCCAAUAACCGGGUCCUCGGGGUCCUCUUCCUCGUGUCUUUUGUGCUGGUGAUGAUUUGCAUAUUGAUCAACUUAUUUCAGGCGGUAAUUUUGUCUGCCUACGAGGAAAUGAAGCAGCCCGUGUACGAGGAGCCCUCAGAAGAAGCGGAGGCAAUGACCUACCUGUGUCGCAGGCUGCGAAGCGCGUUGGGCUUUCUGUCCUUCGAAUCUAAGGCGGAAGACCAACCCAAGUUCUUCGUCAACAUGGUGUAUGGGCAGCCAGAGAAGAACAAUCGCCGGUAUCUGGGGCUGAAGACCAGAAACAUUAAUGGGAAGAAAAUGAUGUAUCUCGUCGUGUGAUCCGUGGCAGUUUAAAGACCCACAGGCCAGCUCCUCUCGAAUACUCAGUUUCUGGGAUUAAGGAAUGUUUAAGCGGCUCAGUUGUGCUUUCUACCCGUAUCCUUCACAAUGCCCCUCCCCUGCGUUUGGAAGUAUCCACAGUCUUGGCCUCCCCUUUGGAACCUGAAAGGAGGGUGUCAGAGUGCAGUGCAGCCUCUGCGGAGAGAGGAGGAUGACAGCCUGUGAGUCCUGGGUUGAUUUCCCCGUGGCUGGGAAGUCAGAGUCUUUGGAACCUGCAGCAGUUUAGACGGUUAGAGACCCAGAUUUGGGGUAGGGAACUAAGAGGCCCCCUCAACCUCACCCCACCUUGCCAGAAGCAGCAGGAAAAUGCUUCUGCUGCUUCUGUGCCCCCUCCCCCCCGGGGGGCUGGGAGGCCAGCGCUUGUGGUUCAGUGCAGAGCCUGGGGUCUCUCAGCCCUGCCGGCCGUUCCCUUUGAACAAGGGGCUGCAGGGCCUCCCCCACCCUCCUUACCUCCACCGCCCACACUCCAGCUGGGCCAGGGCUGGAGGGGCCUGUGCGGAGUCCCAGGAGUUGCCCUGGCGCCUGGGAAUGCAGGAAUGUGGACCUGGGGGUCAGACAUCUGAAGCUUCCCAUCUACUUCUUAAGGCCACUGCAAGUGAAAGAUGUAAAAUGUAAUAACAUUUUCUGGCCAUGAGACAUGACUUUUUUAAAUAACAAGACGGUGUGUGGGGGUGGAGGUUCACAUGGAGAGAUAGUAACUAUUCUCUAUAAUGAAUAUAGUAAUAUAUGCAUCCAGGAUUUGGGGUUUUGGUUAUUGAUGACCUGGGGAAUUGUUUAGAAAACAUUGUUUAAGAAAAAUGGGCUAACAGCUGUCGGAUUUUCACUCAGAAGCACACUCGUUUAUAUAGAUACCACUUUAAGCUUGGUCAGAAUUAAAUGUGCGAUUUCUUCUAUGAGACCUGCAGUGAUUUCUGUGAGGGGGUGUGUACACGGAGGGCUCCUGCCCUCCAAGUCGAGGACCAGCAGAGGGGGACAACCAGUCAGGCGGGUGGCUGCUUUCUCCCAGGCGUUUGCUACCCCCUUGGCGCCCUGGACUCCUGAGCUGCACCAGAAUGGCCAGGGCACCCUGGUAGGGAGGGGCAUGCACACACCCACGCGCGCACACGUUCCAUCGUUUCGUCCCCAGGGGAGGCCUGAGGACCUGUGUGUGGGAGGGAGUGGUCUU